AUGAACCGACUUCUCCUUGCAUGCGUGGUUCUGGCGGCUGCCAACGCUGCAGUGGAGGCAGAGUGUGUCUUCGGUUACACACAGCGUGAGGGGGGCAACUGCUACAAGUUGUUCGGUCAGAACAGGCACAAUUGGCUCACCGCCGACCACAUCUGCACAUCUGAGGGAGGCUGGCUGACCACCCUCCGAAACGAGGCGGACAGUGUGUGGGUCAACAGCUUCUUCCAUGAGAACAGGCGCCACUUCUGCACGGAUUGGUACUGGAUUGGAGCCAACGAUUUUGUGAGGGAGGGAGUCUAUGAAUGGGUGCAGGAUGGCAGCGUACUCCAGUAUUUCAACUGGCUGCCUGGCGAACCAAACCAUCACAUAGGUUACAACGAGGACGUGGUGGAGGUCAACAGCGCCAAUCGACAGUGGAACGACAAUAUCCUCGACGGUGUCCAACUUUGCUUCAUCUGUGAGAAGAAACCAAUAGGCAGUUGCUAA
Patiria miniata (bat star) is the source of this 486-nucleotide messenger RNA. RefSeq names its product perlucin-like protein. The transcript has 2 exons. The coding region runs from base 1 to 486 and encodes 161 amino acids. The record is from RefSeq and is a predicted model, not a curated record. Lineage: Eukaryota; Metazoa; Echinodermata; Asteroidea; Valvatida; Asterinidae.